Messenger RNA from Podarcis raffonei (Aeolian wall lizard), 6054 nucleotides. RefSeq names its product SH2 domain containing 6 (gene SH2D6). Gene Ontology annotation, cellular component: cytoplasm. The record is from RefSeq and is a predicted model, not a curated record. Bases 4376 to 5515 code for a protein of 379 amino acids. NCBI's taxonomy places the organism in Eukaryota, Metazoa, Chordata, Lepidosauria, Squamata, Lacertidae. Gene Ontology annotation, biological process: cell surface receptor protein tyrosine kinase signaling pathway; intracellular signal transduction. The transcript has 15 exons.
AUGGGCGUGUUUCAAAUUUACUCUUAACAUGCUAAUUAACUUUUUUUUAAAUUCUAGUCCUGAAGAGUAAUUGGGAAAUAACAUUUAAAUAAGCAUAAAUUAGUACAGAAGGCUGAUUCAAACAUUAUUUUUAAAGGUUGGUUCAGUGGUAGAGUCUCCUUACUUCAAUCCUCAACAUCUCAGGUGAGCCUGGGAAGAUCCCACUUGGAGUGGACCUUGGGGCUCUUUGGCAGUGGGCACCCUGAGCAAGGCCACAAUUUGGCGCCCCCAAAUGGAUCUUCUCAGUCAGGGAUCUUCUCAACUGUGUGCCCCCUUGGCUUGGGGCCCUGUAUGGGGGAACCUCCCACACCGCCCUCAAUCUAUUGGUGUUGCCAAUACCAAUGGUCAGCUUAGGUAUAAGGCAGCUGCUCUCUGUGGGAUCAUCCCCACUCUUUUUCUCCCAAAAUCUCUUCCAUUUGUCCCGUCAGGUUCCCUGGAAAACCCACUGUUUACCGCUGAAUCGGAACAAUUGUCAGUUUGCAGAAAACCUCACUGAUGUUUGCUUUGAUUCAGCAGUAGACUGGGACCAUGACUGUCAUCUAGUCCAACCCCCUGCAAUGCAGGAAUCCCAGCUAAUGUAUCAAUGACAGAUGACCAACCUCUGCUUGAAAACCUCCAAGGAAGGAGAGUCCACCACCUCUCGUGAGAGUCUGUUCCACUGCUGAACAGCUCUUGCUGUCAGAAAGCUUUUCUGAAUGUUUAGUUGGAAUCUUCUUUCUUGCAACUUGAAGCCAUUGGUUUGAGUCCAACCGUCCAGAGCAGGAGAAAACAAGCAUGCACCCUCUUCCAUAUGGCAGCCCUUCAGGUAUUUGAAGAUGGCUCUCAUAUCUCCUCUCAAUCUCCUCUUCUUCAGGCUAAAUAUACCCACCUCCUUCAACCAUUUCUCAAGAGAAUUGGUUUCCAGACCCUUGAUUAUCUUGGUCACCUUCCUCUACACACCUUCCAGCUUGUCAACAUCCUUCUUAAAUUGUGAUGCCCAGAAUUGGACCCAGUAUUCCAGAUGUGGUCUGACCAAGGAAGAAUAGAGUGGGACUAUGACUUCUCUUGACUGGGACACUAGAGACUUCUGUUGAUGCAGCUUAGAAUAGCAUUAGCUUUUUUUGCUGUUGCAUCACACUGUUUACUCAUGUUCAGCUUGUGGUCCAUCAAGACACUAGAUCCUUUUCACAUGUACUGCUAGUAAGCCAGGUGUCCCCCAUCCUAUAUUUGGGCAUCUGGUUCUUCCUGCCCAAGUGCAGAACCUUACUACAUUUGUCCCUAUUGAAAUUCGUUUUGUUAGCUUGCACCCAGUUCUCCAAUCUGUUAAAGUAAUUUUGAAUUCUGAUUUUGUUUUCUGCAGCAUUAGCUACCCCUCCCUUCUUUUUAAGCUCCCCCCCCUUGUUGUUGCCAUUUCUGUGUAAAUCUAUCCUUUGGGAGGUGUAUGCAAAUAUGAGCCACAGUGGCGUUUUGUGCCUGUUUGGCAAGGCCAGGCCCCCAUUUGCAUGGCCCCUGGCUGGGCUGAGCGGAGCUCCACUUCUUCCACAAUGAACAUAUUUGGGAAGAAUAAGACUCCGUGAGCAACCUUUUAUUGACUUGUGGCUUAUACUCAACUGCAAGCAGAAAAGUGGGCUUAGAAUCAUAGAGCCAUAGAAUCGUAGAAUGGCAGAGUUGGAAGCAUAGGUGUAGCCAGGAAUUGUGUUGGGGGCAGAACUGAGCUAUCUGCCACGUGAUUGGUCACUUAGUGACGUAUUUUUAUUUAUUUACUUGAUGGGGGGGGGGGAGCUCUUACCAUCAGAAACUUUUCCCUCACAUUUAGUCAGAAUCUCCUUUCAUGUAAUUUGAAUCCAUUUGUUUGGGUCCCACUCUGCAGCAGCAAAAAACCCAAGCUUAUUCUAUUCAGUAUGGCAGUCCUUCAGAUAUUUGAAUAAGGUUAUGAUAUCACUUCUCUUAUCCAUGCUAAGCAAACCCAGCUCCCUCAACCAUUCCCCACAAGGCUUGGUUUCCAGACCCUUGAUCAUCUUAGUCAUCCUCCUCUGCACACCUUACAGCUUGUCAAUAUCCUUCUUAAACUGUAGUGUUCAGAACUGGGCACAAUAUUCCAGGUGUGGUCUGACCAAGGAAGAAUAGAGUGGGACUAUGGCUUUCCUUGCUUUGGACAUUAUACUUCUGUUGUUGCAGCCCAGAAUUGCAUUAGCAUUUUUUGCUGCUGCAAUCACACUGAUGACUCAUGUUAAACCUGUGGUCCACCAAAACCCCUAGAUUCUUUUCACAUGUACUACAGGCAAUCCAGGUGUCCCCCAUCUUACAUUUGUGCAUCUGGUUCUUCCUCCCUAAGUGACAUUUGUCCCUAUUGAAAUUCAUUUUAUUAGUUUUGACUCAGUUCUUUACUUUGGUAAGAUCCUCUUGAACCUGGUUCUAUCUUAGCUAGGUAUUAGCUACCCCUCCUAGUUUAGUGUCAUCUUCAAAUCUGAUGAAAUCUUAAUUCCUUCAUUCAAGUCAUAUCCAAAGAUACUGAGCAACACUGGGCCUCUGGCACCCCAUUUGUCCUUUUUUCCUCUUCAUCCCUUAUUCUACUAUCACCAGGUUGGGCACUGUUUUCCUUUAGGAAGAAGACAGAGGCAGGUACAGGUUGAACAGUUCUGCCUUCUCUCUGUCAUCCAACAGCGUUUCUCUGUCUUCUCCAUGCAGAGGGGCUGCCACUUGCUUGCUCUUCCUCUUGCUUCAAACAUAGUCGAAGAAACCUUUUUAUUAUCUGGAACCUCCUUGCAAGCUUGAGCUUGUUCUGAGUUUUAGCCCAACCUGACCUUCACCCUGCAAGUGUUGGCUACUCAUUAUAUUCUUCCUUCGUGAUUUGCCCCUUCUUCCAUUCCUUACACAUGCCUCUUUUAAAUCUCAGCUCAUCUGCAAGCUCCUUAUGCAGUCACACUGUUGUUUUUUAGAUGUCUCCCACUUUUCUUUCUUGUAAGAAAUGUUUGCAAUUUUGCCUUCAUUAUCUCACCUUUAAGAAACUCCAUCCAUCACCGACUCCCUUCUCUUUGAGUUUUCAGAUCAUGGGAUUUCACCCAGUAAUUCCUUAAUCAUUUUGAAAUCAGCUUUCUUAAAGUGCAGUAUGUGUGUCCAGCUACACUCAGCUUUUCCUUUCCUCUGUCCAGUGGUACCUCGUGUUACAUACGCUUCAGGUUACAGACUCCGCUAACCCAGAAAUAGUGCUUCAGGUUAAGAACUUUGCUUCAGGAUGAGAACAGAAAUCGUGCUCUGGUGACGCGGCAGCAGCAGGAGGCCCCAUUAGCUAAAGUGGUGCUUCAGGUGAAGAACAGUUUCAGGUUAAGUACGGACCUCCGGAACGAAUUAAGUACUUAACCCGAGGUACCACUGUAUAAUGAAUCCCAAGAGGACAUGGUCACUUUCUCCCAAGGUUCCCACUACUUCCACCUGAUUGAUCAGUUCUUAGCUGUUAAUAAGGUCCAAAAUAGUUGACCCCCUUGCUGCUUCUUCCACCUUCUGGGAAAUGAAAUAGUGACUGGAGGCUUCACUCUUCAGUGUGUGGAAUAAGGGUUAAGGUAUAAUUGUGAUAAAGAGAUUGGUAUUCUUGUCCUCUUUUCCCCCUUCUUCUUUUCUUUUUCUUUUCUCUCUUUUUUCUUCUCUUCUUUUGUUUCUUUGCUAUCUUUCUCUCUUAGAUCAGCCUGGCUUUUGUUGUAUUUUAUCUUAAAAACUUUAAAUAGAAAUUGAUUCUUAAGAAAAACACAUUGUCCAUCCCCAGAGGAUUAUACAAGGCACAGAGGUUCUUCCAUAGACAGUUUGCUGGGGAAAGGAGGAGGCUCCUGAGGGAAGACUAUGCUAAUGCACUGCUACAGAGCGUCUCUAGCAGAUACUUGUUCAGUCCUUUUUGGACGCAACUACCCAGGGCCAAGUGGAAGAGGAACAGGGAGAUUGCCAUCUUAGCUCAUGAAGCUUCUGAAUGUCUAAUUUUGUUCCUGCCCUUCUUAAAAGGUCCAGAGUCCCACCUGUGCCUCCCAAGCGACCAGGUAAGCAGUGGAGUACAUUACACAGGGAUGCCUGUGUUGCGUUCAUCACAAAGAAGUGGGGUGUGUGUGUCCCCUUUUAACUCUCAUCCCCUUAACAAGCUUCAGCUCCCAGAAAUCUUUGGGGAAGCCAUGGCUGUGUAAAGGGGUAUCAUAAUGCUUUAAACAUUUGGUGCAAAUGUGACCUUAGAAUAUAAGGAAGCCUCCAAAACUCCUUUAUUGCGGUGUCCUUAAGUCCCUGGGCACAAGGCCAUCAGCCCCUUUGGGCUCAGCUGCCCAGUUAUGCUUUGAGUGGUGUUUUCCAAAGCCUUGAGAGACUGAAUCUGUUUAUUAAUAUGAAAGUUUUAAAUGGUGUCUUAAGAUGCUUGUUGAUUUUGUUGCUGAUGUCUGUUUUUUUGGGAAACACUUUGCGGGAAGUUUUGAUAAAAACAUGGCUGAGCCAAAGCCCUUUGUGUGUUUCAGAGAAACAGCUGCAGGGGGUUCCCAGUGAUACUCAAGAGGAGGAGGAAGACGAUCUGUAUACAUAUGAAGUCCCCCCAAGUAAAGGGCAGAGCAAGCAAAUGGUUCCAGCGCUUGCUGAGAACAUAUAUCUUGUUCCCUCUCAGGUUGUCUCUCUGUCCUUAGAUCGCCCGGCCUUGAGGCGCUUCUCUGAGCCACACAACCUCCUCCAGCCCAAGUCCCUUCCGUUCCUGUCCAAGCCUGGAGCAGAUGCUGACGACUCCAGUGACGGGACGUUCAACUUCCUGGCCAUAGAAAGAGCUCUACAAAAAGGGAUGAUGAAGCAGUCUGUGCCGCUGCCUCUUCCUCUCUCAGCCCGACGGGGGUCUCUGCCAGUCCUGGGUCCCUCUGGGCCCCAAGCGAAAGCUCUCACCAGCAGAGAUCCUUUACCAGCCCUGAAAGAUGAUGAGGAGGAGACCCAAGAGGAAUCGAUCUAUGUGGAAUGUGAGCCCAGAACAGCCUCUGUGUCCCGCAAAGUGCUUCCUUGUCCAACCCCAGUGCCUCCUGUCCAGCCUCUGAAGCAAGCCAGGCCAGCAACCACUCCAUCAGGACCCCAGAAGGCCUUUGCGGAAAACCUGUGCAAAGCUGUGUGUCUGAAGAGUGGAUCUGUGCCAGAGGAUUUUUGCAUGCAAAACAAGGCCUGGUAUGCAGGGAGCUGUGACCGACAUACGGCUGAGGCUGCCCUCCUCCGGUUUAAUAAGGACAGUGCCUACCUGGUGAGGCAGAGCUCACGGCACGGCUGGAACCAGCCAUUCACUUUGGCUGUGCUCUUCAAGAAGCACGUCUACAACAUCCCCAUCCGCUACUUAGAGAGCAGUCAUCAAUACACGCUUGGCAAGGAUGGCAGGAGCCACGAAGAGCUCUUUGACAGCGUUUCCAGCAUCAUCCAAAGCUACAGCGAGCGCCCCUUGGUGCUGGUUGAUGGCAGCACUUCUGCCAAGGAACAGACUUGCUUGCUGUUUCCAGUGAAGCCAUGACUUUGGGGCCUGGGGAGUAGGACCAGCUAUGGGGGAAGAUGGGACGUCCGUCCUGACCUCAGGCACGAACGGCUUCAUUUGCCUGGCUGGACCAACACAAGGCCAAAGGAUCAGUGUGGCACCCUGGCAUUCUGCAAAAGGUUCUUGUGAAUCAUUCUUCAAUAUUCCUCAGUAGCCUUCUUCUGGCAAACAGCAGUGCAUCUGCAAAUAUAUUCCACUGGUACUGAAACGGCAAAGCAAGGGAACUUGUGGGCUGGUGGGAUGGAAGGGAGAGUUUAGCAGGGAUUCCCACCUAAGGCACCAGUCCUGCUGUUGGGUGGUUUUAUUUGUUACAAAAUUGAAAUGUUGCACCCAGUUAAUAACACUGUUGCACAGCACUCCAAUCUCUGAGCAAUGUGAGAUUCCAGGGGUUCCAGGCGCUUCUCCAGGGCUUGGUUCCCUCGGAAUGAGGGGCAGCGGAGACUGUGGCAUCUUUAGGAUAUGUGGCUUAUGUACACAUAUGUGCCUACGAUGAGCCUACGAUGGAAGGGCUCACAGAA